AGGAACAAAAUCUUCUUAAUACUUUGACUUCAUUAUUAAACUAAAAAAUUUUUUUUUUAAUUUUCGUGCGGUAAUAUAAAACUAUUAAUAGAAUAACUUAAUAAAUUAAUUAAAGUUAAAAAUUAAUUUUUUAAAAUUAAAAGUAAUUAAGAAAUUUCAUUAAAAUUUUGUGGAAAAAUUUUAUUUCACAAUGAAUUUAUGCAAAAUUUAUUCCGCAGGCAAUUGCGCAAGAAAUUUUAAAAUUAUAAGGAAUCUAUCAACUGGAGGACAAAAGCGGGAAAGUUCUGAAAAUUCAAAAGCUAAGACGGGAAUUUUGAUGGUUAAUAUGGGGGGUCCUAGUAAACUUGAACAGGUCCAAGAAUUUCUCACGAGAAUAAUUACUGACCGUGAUAUGAUGCAAUUACCCAUGCAGAGUAAAUUAGGACCAUGGAUUGCUAAAAUGCGUGCUCCAAAAGUGAUGAAAAAGUACAGUGAAAUAGGCGGGGGUUCUCCGAUAUUGAAAUGGUCGAAUUUGCAAGGGGAAUUAAUGUGCCAGGAAUUGGACAAAAUUUCACCAGAAUCUGGACCCCAUAAACAUUAUGUUGGAUUCCGUUAUGCUGAUCCUCUGACUGAAGUUGCAUUACAACAAAUAGAAGCAGACGGGAUCGAACACAUGAUUAUUUUUUCACAGUACCCACAUUACAGCUGCGCGACAGCAGGGUCAAGUUUUACUGUAAUUUCGGAUUAUUACAAAAAACGAGGACUUCCAAAAAAUAUGAAACUGAGUAUAAUUGAUCGGUGGGGAACGCAUCCUUUGUUAGCGCAAACAGUAGCUGAGAGAAUAAAAGACGAGUUGAAGCAUUUUGAUGAUAAAAUAAAAAAAGAUGUUAUGAUACUAUUUUCUGCGCACUCGAUACCACUGAGAGUACUCAAUCGCGGUGACUCUUAUCCCAGUGAAAUUGCUGCGACGGUUCAUAUGGUUAUGAAUGAAUUGAAUCAUUCUAAUCCUUAUCAAAUCGUAUGGCAGUCGAAGGUUGGACCACUGCCUUGGCUAGGCCCCGCUACUCACAACUCAUUACGAGGCUACGUCAGUCAAGGCAAGAAAAACUUCAUCAUCGUACCCAUUGCCUUCGUAAACGAGCACAUCGAGACUCUUCACGAGCUGGACAUUCAGUACUGCACUGAUCUCGCCCGCGAGCUAAAAAUCGAGAAAAUUCGACGCACUCCUACUCCAAAUGACCAUCCGCUUUUUAUCAAAGCUCUCGCAGAUGUCGUGAAAACUCACUUGCAUUCAAAGAAAGCGAUUUCGCCAAAAUUCGUCACUCGAUGCCCUCAAUGUAUAAAUGAAAAUUGCCAGCCAUGUAAAACUUGGUUCGCUCAAAAUUGCAGAAUGUGAUAAUUUUCAAAAAAAUUUUUUUUUAAUUUUCCAUCAAAAAAAUAAAAAGAAAUUUUUUUCCAAAA
Molecule: messenger RNA, 1440 nt
Organism: Microplitis demolitor
Lineage: Eukaryota; Metazoa; Arthropoda; Insecta; Hymenoptera; Braconidae
Product: ferrochelatase, mitochondrial
Exons: 7
Coding region: 191-1375 (394 amino acids)
Biological process (GO): heme biosynthetic process
Molecular function (GO): protoporphyrin ferrochelatase activity
Source: RefSeq, a predicted model, not a curated record